AGUGCGAGGAGACAGUUCACCCAGGGCGCAGCAUCCAGACGACAAAACAAUGGUGGAGUACUCAGCUGCAGCAACUGAUGUGGAGGCCGGCGUUGAGCAGAAGAUGGCGGUUUUGGUGGAAAAGAAAAGAUCCAUUGGCUGGAUGUGGAAGAUACUUGUGGUCCUGGUCUUGGCAGCCCUCUGUUUAGGAGGCGCCCGGCUCUUUGUUUGGUAUUGGAGUGAAAGGCCAGAAAUAAUGAGUCCUACAGAGCUGCCAGAAACACCAACUGCAGAAAGCUCUUUCCACAAAACAGAUCCUCAUCACUCUCUGAAACAAAUCAGCAGCAACUCCAAGGCGGCCAUCCAUUUACAAGGUCUUGAGGAAAACUCUGUGCUGAAGUGGGCUGAUGACGAAGGCCAUGCGUUCUCUCGUGGCGGUCUCAAAUUAGUGAACAACGAAAUUAUCAUCCCCAGAGAAGGCUUGUACUUUGUCUACAGUCAGGCAUCAUUCAGGGUGUCCUGCGGUGACAGCGACACAGAGGGAACGUCAAAAAACCCCACACACCUUAGCCACAGGAUCCAGCGCUUCUCAAAAUCAGUGGGAGGAAAAACUUCAGUGAUGAGCGCACUGAGGUCAGUCUGUCAAACCGGUGCACAGGUCGCCGGCAGCGCCGAGCACAACUGGUACAACGCCAUUUACCUGGGCGGCGUGUUUAGCCUGAACCAAGGAGACAGGCUGUGGACAGAAACCAGACCACUGUUGGAGCUGGAGACCGACGACGGCAGCACGUUCUUUGGUGUGUUUGCUCUUUAGGAACAAGACCACAUCCGAGCAGAGCCAAUUUGGCUUCACAAUGGCCUUUUUUUUUUUUUUUUAAAUAUUCAGAUUCAUCCUAAUGAUGAAGUAGAAAUGUUUAGAUCUCAAUGGAGAUCAAAUUAUUUUAAAAACGUUAUAAACUGUAACAGUUUGCAACUUUAUUUCUAUUUUAGGCACUUUUAUUUAAAAUGACCUAAGACUGUAGUACGCUACACUUUACUUGAGAGUUUAGAUGUGAGAAUUAUGUACAGAUGAUCACAACUUAUUGUCCAAACACAUUUGUAUUUAUUUGUAUUUAUUUGUAUUUAAAUUUGGUGGGUUUUGGUGAUGUGCAUUAUGUUCAUGUAUUUUUAUGAUUAAAUACAAAAAAAACAAAAAA
Molecule: messenger RNA, 1175 nt
Organism: Oryzias latipes (Japanese medaka)
Lineage: Eukaryota; Metazoa; Chordata; Actinopteri; Beloniformes; Adrianichthyidae
Gene: tnfb
Product: tumor necrosis factor b (TNF superfamily, member 2)
Biological process (GO): immune response
Cellular component (GO): membrane
Molecular function (GO): tumor necrosis factor receptor binding
Source: RefSeq, a predicted model, not a curated record